Molecule: messenger RNA, 1233 nt
Organism: Acytostelium subglobosum LB1
Lineage: Eukaryota; Evosea; Eumycetozoa; Acytosteliales; Acytosteliaceae
Exons: 5
Coding region: 1-1233 (410 amino acids)
Cellular component (GO): cytoplasm
Molecular function (GO): zinc ion binding; ubiquitin protein ligase activity
Source: RefSeq, a predicted model, not a curated record
AUGAGUGAACAAGAUGAUAAGGAUGUAUCAAAGACAUCUACAACAACUACUACAACGUCGACGAUCACCUCAGUAUCGACUACAUCAACAACGACUACACUGAGUAAUGAACAAAAGGAUCAAACAAAGAAGAGAAAGAAGAGAGCUGAUGAUGAGAUCAUCUCGAUACAGGAUGCUUUGGAAGAUCAGGAGCAUGAAGAGGAAGAGCUAUACGAAGAGGCAUUGGACCAAUAUCAACAAGAUUGGGGAGAUGAGGACUCAUGUACGUUUGAUCAAGGAUAUAUUACACAGCCUGUUUAUGCAUGCAAGGACUGUCCAGGCACAUUUGGAAUGUGCUACGGAUGUUCUAUGCACUGCCAUUUGGAUCAUAACAUCAUCGAGUUGUUCAAGAAGCGCAGUUUUAGAUGUGAUUGUGGAACAAAGAGAGUUGGUAAUGUAAAGUGCUCACUACAGGAUAAGGUUGGUGCCGAGAACAAUGCCGACAAUGCUUAUAAUCACAACUUUGCUGGCACAUACUGUUAUUGCAAGAUGCCCUACAACUUUGAAGAGGACAUGGUACAAUGUCUAUUCUGUUAUGAUUGGUUCCAUGAGACCUGUAUCAAACUAAACUCCAAUCUAGAGACACCGGACUUGGACGAUAUGUCCGACUUCAUAUGUGGCGACUGUGUAAAUAAGAAUCAAUUCCUGGUCAACUAUCCUUCCAUUCGUCUUUUGGCUGAUGAGACCACCGAGACACCAAAGGAGUCCUCGACUACGACCACUCCACCCACGAUCACUACCACGACUACGACUACGACUACAGGCGAUGACAAGACAUCUACAUGCAAAUGGAACAAGGAGUUGCGUGGACUAUCCUGCGACUUGUUCUGUAGAGAUGGUUGGCGCGAUCAGCUAUGUCGUUGCGAACAGUGCAUCAAGCAUUAUACCGAUCAAAAGUGUCUGUUUGUAUUGGAGAAGCCCAGUGCAGAGGACGACGAACAAGAUGAGGAAGAGAUCAAACAGAAACGCGAACAAAAGAAGCCUACCAAUCCAUUCUCCAACGACAAUCCAAUGAAUGUAUUCAGUACACUUGUGCCACCAACUCAGCAGACGGCAAUGCUGCAAGCCUACGGCCAGAUGAAGGACAGACUUACAGCCCUAUUCUCCGCCAAGAAACAAACUGAUCAAGUCAUUACCAAAGAUGAUAUCAAGUCUAUAUUUAACGAGUUGACAAACAAAAGGCUGAGGCGAUAA